AUGGGUGGUGCGGAUUUGAAAUUGCAUGGUGCAAUGUACGGAAUGUCUGGUGAUAAAUACGGUAGUGCCAUUGUGGCUGGCUUCUUUAAAGCACUCGAAGUGCUUAGACCGAAGGGAAUUAAGGUGUUAGGUUAUAUGUCUAUGGUACGAAACGCUCUCGGUGCAGAUGCGUAUACGACCGAUGAGGUGAUCAAAUCGAGAAGUGGUAAACGUAUUCAGAUUUGUAAUACGGAUGCUGAGGGACGUCUCAUAAUGCUGGAUCCGCUGACAAAAAUGCGUGAGCUGGCAGUCAACGAGAAGAAUCCACAUUUGUUCACGCUGGCCACAUUGACUGGUCAUGUGAUUCUUUCGAAUGGCUACUAUGCUACUGUUAUCGAUAAUGGUCCAGCUCAUGCGAGCAAAUUUGCCGAACGAAUGCAAGAAAUUGGCUAUGAAUACGGUCAACCAACUGAAAUAUCACGUUUACAACCUGAGGAUUAUACGUUCUACGAUUGCGAAGGUGAUAUCGCAGAGUUACGCAAUUCGAACACGAAACCAUCAGUGCAAACAAUCCGCGGCCAUCAGUUACCUGCGGCCUUCUUGAUUCGUGCAUCACGACUCGACGAGCAUGGAACCGAUUCAAGCACACCGAUCAAGUGA
Messenger RNA from Anisakis simplex (herring worm), 639 nucleotides. NCBI's taxonomy places the organism in Eukaryota, Metazoa, Nematoda, Chromadorea, Rhabditida, Anisakidae. The record is from the annotation of a GenBank genome assembly.